Molecule: messenger RNA, 3699 nt
Organism: Trypanosoma brucei brucei TREU927
Lineage: Eukaryota; Euglenozoa; Kinetoplastea; Trypanosomatida; Trypanosomatidae
Product: NADH-dependent fumarate reductase, putative
Exons: 1
Coding region: 1-3699 (1232 amino acids)
Biological process (GO): protein flavinylation
Molecular function (GO): FMN binding; oxidoreductase activity
Source: RefSeq, a predicted model, not a curated record
AUGCUCUCAACGAAGCAACUUCUCCUUCGAGCCACAUCUGCAUUAGUGGCGGGAAGCUCUGGAGUUGCGCGAGACAGCCCUUCGCUUGUCGGCGACCCUUGCGACUCGGUUUCACCAAUGCGGGUCGUAUGGGGGCGCUUCUUCAAAUCCCUAGCGCCACCCGCUCCCUCGGUUGUUUCAUGUCAAAAGCGUUUUACGUCCCAUGGCGCCGAUGGUAUUUCCUCGGCUUCGAUUGUUGUCACUGACCCGGAGGCGGCAGCAAAGAAGCGUGACCGCAUGGCGCGCGAGUUGCUCUCAAGUAAUAGUGGUCUUUGUCAAGAAGAUGAACCCACUAUCAUUAACUUAAAGGGGUUGGAGCACACGAUUCCGUACAGGCUCGCCGUGGUUCUUUGUAACUCGCGCUCUACAGGUGAAUUCGAAGCAAAGGCAGCUGAGAUUUUGCGAAAGGCAUUUCACAUGGUGGACUACUCCCUCAAUUGUUUCAAUCCUGAAAGCGAGUUGUCGCGUGUCAACUCUCUGCCGGUGGGUGAGAAGCAUCAAAUGUCGGAGGAUCUCCGGCACGUGAUGGAGUGCACCAUCAGUGUACAUCACUCCAGCGGAAUGGGCUUCGACCCGGCGGCAGGUCCAAUUAUCAGCCGACUUCGGGGGGCAAUGAGGGACCACAACGACAUGUCCGACAUUUCCGUAACGGAAGCCGAGGUAGAGCUCUUCUCCUUAGCGCAAAGUUUUGACGUGGACCUCGAGGAGGGAACAAUAGCUCGCAAGCACUCUGAAGCGAGGCUUGAUCUUGGUGGUGUGAACAAAGGCUACACAGUUGAUUAUGUAGUGGAUCAUCUUCGUGCGGCCGGUAUGCCAAACGUGCUCUUUGAGUGGGGCGGGGAUAUUCGAGCGUCGGGUAGGAACAUCAAAGGAAACCUAUGGGCAGUUGCUAUCAAACGACCGCCAUCUGUGGAGGAGGUGAUUCGGCGCGCCAAAGGGAAAAUGUUAAAAAUGGGGGAGGAGGAGCAGGAAGAGAAGGACGAUGAUUCUCCAUCCCUGCUUCAUGUGGUGGAGCUUGAUGAUGAAGCCCUUUGCACCAGUGGUGACUACGAAAACGUUUUGUAUCAUCCAAAGCAUGGAGUGGCGGGGAGCAUUUUUGACUGGCAGCGAAGGGGGCUACUAUCUCCUGAGGAAGGGGCACUCGCUCAAGUGUCUGUGAAAUGUUAUAGCGCAAUGUACGCUGAUGCUCUGGCAACAGUGUGCCUUGUGAAGCGUGAUGCUGUGAGGAUUCGCUACUUAUUAGAGGGCUGGCGUUACGUUCGAAGUCGUGUGACGAAUUACUUCGCCUAUACCCGUCAGGGCGAGCGGUUAGCACAUAUGCACGAGAUAGCGCAAGAAACACGGGAGCUACGUGAAAUACGGAUUGCCGGGAGUUUGCCCUCCAGAAUUGUUAUUGUGGGUGGAGGUCUAGCGGGCCUUUCAGCGGCCAUCGAAGCCGCAAGUUGUGGUGCACAAGUCAUACUCAUGGAAAAGGAAGGAAGAAUCGGGGGGAACAGCGCAAAGGCUACAUCAGGUAUUAAUGGGUGGGGGACGCGUACGCAGGCAAAGUCAGAUAUUCUCGACGGUGGAAAGUAUUUUGAGCGUGACACUUUUCUCUCUGGCGUUGGCGGUACUACCGAUCCUGCCCUCGUCAAAGUGCUCUCAGUUAAGAGUGGGGACGCAAUUGGUUGGCUUACUUCUCUUGGUGUGCCACUCAGUGUCCUCUCGCAACUUGGUGGCCACAGUUUCAAGCGAACCCACCGUGCCCCGGACAAAACGGACGGGACACCCCUACCAAUUGGUCAUACGAUCAUGAGAACCCUCGAGGAUCACAUCCGUAACAACCUCUCUGAGCGAGUAACGAUUAUGACACAUGUGUCCGUGACCGAGUUAUUGCACGAAACCGAUACAACACCUGAUGGCGCCUCCGAAGUGCGUGUUACGGGUGUAAGAUACAGGGACCUCUCCGAUGUGGAUGGCCAGCCAUCAAAAUUGCUUGCGGAUGCCGUCGUUCUUGCAACUGGUGGUUUCUCCAAUGACCGUGAAGAAAAUUCACUGCUCUGCAAGUAUGCGCCUCACCUGGCCAGUUUUCCAACGACAAAUGGCCCCUGGGCGACCGGUGACGGGGUUAAACUCGCAACAUCGGUUGGUGCAAAGCUUGUGGAUAUGGAUAAGGUUCAGCUACACCCCACAGGGCUUAUCGAUCCAAAGGAUCCCGCGAACACAACGAAGAUUCUCGGCCCGGAGGCACUCCGAGGUUCGGGUGGGAUAUUACUCAACAAGCAAGGAAAGCGCUUCGUGAAUGAACUUGACCUCCGCUCUGUUGUAUCCAAGGCAAUUAAUACGCAGGGUAAUGAAUACCCUGGAUCCGGUGGAUGUUACUUUGCGUACUGCGUGCUCAACGAAGAUGCAACAAACCUCUUCGGUGGCGGUGCACUGGGGUUCUACGGAAAGAAGCUUGGUUUGUUCCAGCGUGCUGAGACUGUGGAAGAGUUGGCCAAACUGAUUGGCUGUGACGAAGGUGAAUUACGGGAUACGCUUGAAAAGUAUGAAACUUGCAGCAAGGCCAAAGUUGCGUGCCCUGUGACGGGGAAGGUAGUAUUCCCUUGUGUGGUGGGUACAAGGGGGCCGUACAAUGUUGCUUUUGUCACGCCUUCCAUUCAUUACACAAUGGGUGGCUGCCUCAUUUCACCGGCUGCUGAAGUUCUUCAGGAGUACAAAGGUUUAAAUAUUCUGGAAAACCAUAGACCGAUUCGAUGCUUGUUUGGUGCCGGUGAAGUGACGGGUGGUGUGCACGGUGGUAACCGCCUUGGUGGUAAUUCGCUCUUGGAAUGUGUGGUAUUCGGGAAAAUUGCGGGUGACCGUGCCGCAACAAUACUUCAAAAACGUGAGAUAGCCCUCUCCAAGACGAGUUGGACUUCCGUUGUUGUACGUGAGUCCCGCUCCGGCGAACAGUUCGGGACCGGCUCUCGUGUUCUUCGUUUUAACCUACCUGGGGCGCUGCAGCGCACAGGUCUCAAUCUGGGCGAAUUUGUGGCCAUCCGUGGCGAGUGGGACGGCCAACAACUUGUUGGUUACUUCAGUCCAAUUACACUACCAGAGGACCUUGGCACUAUCUCCCUUCUGGUUCGUGCCGACAAGGGCACAUUGAAGGAAUGGAUCUGCGCCUUGCGACCGGGCGACUCCGUCGAAAUCAAAGCAUGUGGAGGUCUUCGUAUUGAUCAAGACCCAGUAAAGAAGUGUCUGCUGUUUCGUAACCGGCCUAUUACGCGGUUUGCUCUUGUCGCGGCAGGGACUGGUGUCGCGCCCAUGUUGCAGGUUAUUCGUGCGGCACUCAAGAAGCCUUACGUGGACACGUUGGAAAGCAUCCGUCUUAUAUACGCCGCAGAAGAGUACGACACAUUGACGUAUCGCUCAAUUUUGCAGCGGUUUGCGGAAGAGUUCCCCGACAAGUUCGUCUGCAACUUCGUUCUUAACAACCCACCCGAAGGGUGGACAGGUGGAGUGGGGUUUGUCAACAAGAAAUCCCUGCAGAAGGUGCUGCAACCGCCAUCGAGUGAGCCGCUGAUUGUUGUGUGUGGACCGCCCGUGAUGCAGCGCGACGUGAAGAAUGAGUUACUGAGCAUGGGUUAUGACAAAGAGCUCGUUCAUACGGUUGACGGCGAGUCGGGAACGCUGUGA